AUGACGGAGACUCGCAAAAACCAUGGAUACGAUCCCUUCAUUGUCCGGACCGACAGUUUCAUGCGGCGAGAGAGUCUGCGCGAUGCUCACCAGCACUGGCGUAGACUAGUAGAUCGCGGCCUGAAAACAGUCGAUGCGGCGCAGAACUUCACGCAGUUCGAGCAAGCCAUGGAGCUGCUCCAAUCAGACCAAGGACUAAAAGACAAGGACGACCCCGUGCACAUGGGCGGGGGAACGAGGUCGAUGAGGAUCAAAGACGACGGAUUCCAGGCGUACACCGAGAAAGUGGGCAUGGCGCUCGUCGGUGGCGUGUUCCUCAUUGCGCCGAUGCUCAUCAUGGUGUUGCACCCGGGCCUGGUCACCUCGCUUGUCACGACUUCGGUCUGCGUCUUUGCUUUUAGUCUGGUUAUGUCGUUGCCGGUGUUCUUGAAGGCGCCGUUUGACGUGCUUUCGGCGACGGCGGCGUAUGCUGCUGUCCUGGUGGUGUUUAUUGGCACUGGUGGUGGAGGAGAAUGA
Messenger RNA from Colletotrichum spaethianum, 516 nucleotides. RefSeq lists its product as uncharacterized. Bases 1 to 516 code for a protein of 171 amino acids. NCBI's taxonomy places the organism in Eukaryota, Fungi, Ascomycota, Sordariomycetes, Glomerellales, Glomerellaceae. The transcript has a single exon. The record is from RefSeq and is a predicted model, not a curated record.